AUGGUGAAUUUUACAAUUACAAAACAAAGAAAUGUGAACAGUGUCCAUUAAAUUGUUAAAUUUGCAAUGAACCUAAUAGUUGCAAGUAGUGCAUGGCUAAUUAUUAACUUAAUUCAUUAAAAUAAUGCCUGUGCCUCUAGAGUUAAUAUUUUGAUAAUGAAACAAAAUCUUGCUUAGAUUGUGAUAAAUCAUGCAAAACUUGCAAAUAAACUUCUAAAAUAUGUACUUCUUGCUAAGAAUUUCAAUUUUUAAAUACUUUGA
Tetrahymena thermophila SB210 is the source of this 261-nucleotide messenger RNA. Its product is annotated as transmembrane protein, putative. The record is from RefSeq and is a predicted model, not a curated record. NCBI's taxonomy places the organism in Eukaryota, Ciliophora, Oligohymenophorea, Hymenostomatida, Tetrahymenidae. The transcript has a single exon.